This is a messenger RNA of Ramularia collo-cygni, 831 nucleotides long. RefSeq lists its product as uncharacterized. Gene Ontology annotation, biological process: DNA alkylation repair; regulation of DNA-templated transcription. The record is from RefSeq and is a predicted model, not a curated record. The transcript has a single exon. NCBI's taxonomy places the organism in Eukaryota, Fungi, Ascomycota, Dothideomycetes, Mycosphaerellales, Mycosphaerellaceae. Bases 1 to 831 code for a protein of 276 amino acids. Gene Ontology annotation, cellular component: nucleus.
AUGGUAGGCCCAAACCCACCGUCAAAGUCACAGUGGCAGAAGAAACCGACUUUGUCGCAUUUUCUGUGCCUGCCGCUCGUGACCGAAAUCUCUCGGCCUCAGCUGGACCGAUCUUUGGGGCAGUUCAAAGCGGAGGUGUGUGCAGAUGGGCCAGGAGAUCUCACCACUCGAGAUGAGAGUGGCACAUCGGCAGCUGCGCAGUCGUUGUCUGCCAAAGCUAUACGACCGCUCGGCACGCUGCAUCUUACACUUGGAGUCAUGACCCUMAAUCAAGACCAGCUCGCCAAGGCUGUCGAACUGUUACGCUCUCUGGACGUUGCAACGUUGCUACAACCAUCGUCAGUUGAUUCGAAAUCAGAGUCUGAAUCCGGUCAAUCGCAGAAUACUACGGCUCAUGCUCUGACCAUAGACCUGAAGGGUCUAGAAUCAAUGCAUGACCCAGAGUCUACCUCCAUCCUGUAUGUGGCUCCCUCAGACCGGACUGAAAGAUUGUAUGCGUUCUGCCUGGCAUUGCAAAGGCACUUCGAAGAAUUCAUCGUCUCGGACGACAGGCCCUUGAAGUUGCACGCCACGAUUGUGAAUACCAUUUAUGCCAAAAGCAAAAACUCUGCCAGUCGCUCGCAAGGCCAUGGUCCAAAGGCCAGAGGCUCUUCUAAAAUAGAUGCCACAGCUGUGCUUCGAAAGUACCAUGACUUCGUAUGGGCCGAAAACUUCAGACUCGAUCGAAUCGCCAUUUGUGAAAUGGGUGCGAAAAAGAUCAUGGACGCAGCCAAGGUUCGCGUGGUGGAAGAGCGGUAUACCGAAGUUGCCAGUGCUGCUCUUCCAUCUUGA